Messenger RNA from Pomacea canaliculata, 1478 nucleotides. RefSeq lists its product as uncharacterized. Lineage: Eukaryota; Metazoa; Mollusca; Gastropoda; Architaenioglossa; Ampullariidae. Bases 82 to 693 code for a protein of 203 amino acids. The transcript is spliced from 5 exons. The record is from RefSeq and is a predicted model, not a curated record.
AGCGAUCCCGUCCAGUCGUGACGUAGUCAGAGCUAUAUAUAGGUUGACAUACUCCUCCAGCGGCCUCGUCCAUUCUCCGUUAUGGAUACGCCAACGUCGGAUGUGGCCUUGGUUGAAAGUAACAGCUGUCCUUUAGGAGUGCAGCUGGUUAACUGUGUGCAAACCAACAAGACAUCAAGUCCAAAUGAUCUUGUAGAGCUGGCGAAACAGGUGCAAAAGGCAGAUGAAUUCACAAAAGCCACUGCCUGCAGCAAGCUGACAGUUAUUGCUGACCAAAUACGUUAUCUUCAGGAGCAAGCUAGAAAGGUGUUGGAGACAGCUCAGAGGGACAAUGUGCUGCACCAUGCUGCCUGCAACCUGGUGAAGAAACCUGGCAACAUAUAUUAUCUGUAUAAGCGAGACACGGGGCAGCACUAUUUCUCAAUCCUUUCACCUCAGGAAUGGGGAGCAUCAUGUCCACACAAGUACAUAGCUGCUUACCGUCUUGAGCAUGACAUGUCCUGGACAUCUAUUGAAGAUCUUGACCAAAGAAGUACUGAUAUAGCUGUGGUUGACAAGAUCUAUAACGCUCGGAUAUCAGCAAGUGAUCCAUCAAUCACAAUAGUAGAUGCAAUCAAGUCUAGCGAGUUUCUCAAGAUUAGAGACAUCUCUGACCAUGCUGAAUGCGAAAAGCUGCAUGAACAGACCAUGUGAAAUGAGGAAUAUGCAUCAUGUUGAGGAAUGGUUAGAGAUGCUUGUCGGCUUGGAAUGGGUAGCACAAACUUGCAAGACACCAGCUGCAUUUUACCAUGUUGCCCAUUGAACAUGAUGUAAAGGUCAGGUCCAAAUGAUAAGAUAAAGAUGAAGCCACAUGCUGAUCACCAUCAAAGUUUAGAGCAAGGAAGGUUAGAACUUGAGAGUGAAUACAAUGGUGCAGAUUUGCCUUCAGCUGUGCCAAAAUUUCAGCUAUCAAGUCAUAUAUGACUGCAAAUUAGCUGUGAAAAUGACGGCCAGCUCGUGUUUGUACAUUUUCAUGGGAUCCAAGACGAAAUUUCCUUUAGCUAUUUAGUGCACAAUGUUGAUGCAACUCAUUGUAAACCAUUCUAUUAGCAGCAAAAACCAUUUUGGUGCUUCAAGACACCUUUUAAUUCAAAACCUGUACUCUAUUAAUAUGCUUUGUCUUCAAUGCAAGUAUCAACUGACAUUCAUGUUUUGAGAGGAUGAUGCACUUGUAUUUUUAAUUCGCACCAAAUCUCUCCAAAAGCAACACUCAGAAGAACAUAAGUCAUUUUUAAUAUGACAAACGCAUGACCAAUUGUACAUUUACAUUUAUACAGCAAGGCUACUUUACAGAUUCACAUUUUAACCAAAAAUGUGCAGAAUGAAAAGUCAACUUUAUAAGCUUAAAAAACAAAACCCAGCAAAUACCCAGAUCUGAAACCACAGAAGUACCCCAAGAUUCAAAUGGUGUGCAGUUUCACCAUCCCACCCCCACCCCC